AAAAAGAAAAUAUGUAUUUAGACUGCACCAUGAAAACCUUAUCAAAGUUUAUGAAGAGCAAACUGAGAAAGUGUCCAUCGACACUAGCCACACUGCCUUAAAGUUGCGGCACUUCAACCAGCUCAUGACAAAGGAGAGCUACUGUGUCACCACUGUGGCAGACUCACAACAGAGGACGGCUAGCAAAAUCGGUGGCGAAGACAAGCAAAACAAAAAAUAGAGACAAAACUUCCAGGCCACGACUGGCCACAGGUCUGCAAGAACAUGUCUGAACGGGCUCUGACAGCACUCUAGGUGCACCUGCUACAAAGUUGUACAGAAGACAGAACUAAGAAAUGAGAGGUUGACACUGAUUUCCAUGGCAGUACACCAGGGAGCGAACUCUGUAGACAUGCUCGUACAUCACGUUCAAUGCACAGGGAGCAAGAAAAUACGGGCAAUAUGAGGGAAAUUGAAGUCCAGAUCAACCUAAUGGAUGAAAGAACCAUACAAAUUACGACAUUCACCAUCCCUGAUGCAAAACCCUUCCCGAAUCUGCAAAACCUUUCCCGAAUCUGAAACGCAUUGCCACCAUGCAGAUUCCAGCCAUGAUGGCACAUGCAGUGGUCACCAAACACCAGGCAGACAAGGUGCUGUUCCACAAGGACCUUUAGGAUGUACACAAGGGGAACAAGAAACAGGGCUUCAAGUACCAUGAUAUCUUCCAUAUAUUCCUGCAGGUACUGCUGCACGCAGUCUUCAGAGACGUCUUCCUCAAUCAUGACUGCCGCCCUCUCCCAACGCCGAUGCCCUCCUCGCCGCCGACAUCGUCAACUCCUCACAACGUCAAAACCAGUGAUCUGUGUGCAAAAGUGUACAGUGAAAGUGAUUUAGCGCUGCAGACAUAAAGUGAUUCAGCGUUUUCCCAGUGCAAGCAAAACACCAACAAGACACGAGCUGCCAGGAUACAGUGUAACAGUGCGUAUAACAUUUGCUUCCAUGCAAAAAUGUAGACUGGACAGUGUUUUUCAAACACGGACGGAAAAAAUCGCAUCACAAAAGAGUUCUGUGACAAAUGGACAUUGGUACGCGUUACUUCUACAUCGAUGAUACCUAUUCAAAUUUUGUGCCAGCUGCACAAGAAUGCCGACAGUAGCACCACUAUAAGGAUUCAAACCAGGGUUGCUUUAAAUACACACUUUGACAGUCGUGAGCGAGGGUUACCUUUGAGAUUCGCAAUGCUGAGCUGAUGUUAACCGCCGCCAUUUCCAAUUUCAGUGGUGUCAAGCGAGAGCUCAUUGGAGGGCAGAGUGAAGGUCUGCUGUAUUUUCUGAGGAAAGCUGGUUCUGCCUCGGUGCCAGUGAUGGGUGUGUGUUGGUUAGGAGGUGGCCAGUUGCGGCCAUGCAACCAACCAGUCUGUGCAAUACACACACUGGACCUGCACCUGGAGUUUGUGCCUGUGGGGUGAUUUUGUAUGACAGCAAGAGCUCUCUCGUGGCUAUCUCAUGCAACCUGACUGCAAAUUUGUUCAUCCGUCUAGUGAUUCGACAUGUAAUGAUGCCAUUCGUGAACAACAUUCCAGGUGGUGUUUUCCAGAAUGAUAACGUUCGCCCUCAUACCGUUAUUGUAACCCAACAUGCUCGGUCACCAGUUCUGUCUCCAGUUGAGCACAUAUGAAACAUCAUCGAACAACAAUGCCAUCGCACAAUCAGCAUUAAUUGCCAUUGUAUUGACCAACCAUAUGUAACUGACAUGGAACUCCAUCUGACAAACUGUCAUCUGGCAAUGGUACAACACAGUGCAUGCACAUUUGAAUGCUUGCAUUCAACAUUCUUGCAGUACACCGGUUAUUAAUGUACCAGCAUUCCACGUUUUCAAUGUAUACCCACGUUUUCAAUGUAUACCCACAUUUUCAAUGUAUACCCACAUUUUCAAUGUAUACCCACAUUUUCAAUGUAUACCCACAUUUUCAAUGUAUACCCACAUUUUCAAUGUAUACCCACAUUUUCAAUGUAUACCCACAUUUUCAAUGUAUACCCACAUUUUCAAAGUAUACCCACAUUUUCAAUGUAUACCAACAAUUUCAUUACUCUACAUUAAUGAAGUUUUCAUUUUUGGUAUCAUAAUUUUUGUCCAUUAGUGCAUAUUAACUCUUUCAAGUUUGGUGGUACAUUAUUUGUACCACCAAUUUGGAUGUGUAGAACAGCGCAUUCUCGUGGUAGAUUACUUUAACUACUAGCAGGGCUUGUUCUUUGUAGUUCUUAGAUGUAUGCACCAGAUGGCAGUUGCUACAGGGUUCUUGUAGCAGCACCAGCUUCAUAUUUCUACGUCAGGUGCGCUCAAGUACACUGUGGAGACAUUGUUAUUUGUUACCUGCCAACGGAAGUUUCCAACAAAAUUUCUAUUGGAACAUGUAAGUACAUUUGUUUAUUGUAAUUUUUGCAUUGUUCAGACUAUUUCUAUGAGAAAUUAUUAAAACGUAGCUAAUUAUUCAUCGGUUCAAAAUAUGGUACCACUGUACCACAACAGUCAGUCUACUUCAAACAUAGGUAAAUCUUACUCUUUACUUUUCAUUAAUAAUGAGGGGUCAGAGAAAGCUGACUGGGUCUGAAAUUUUGAAAGCCCUUGAAGAAGAUAUUCCAUCUGACAUAUCAUUUGAUAGUGGGGACAGUGAUGACACCAAUGACAAUUCUCAUUGUCUGGAACCAACAACAUCCAAAACUAUUCUGUUUGAUUCUGAUAUGUCAAGUGAUUCUGAAGUUGAGUGCCCAGCCACCGUUUCAGUAGUUAGGUCACCAGAGACUGAGCUAAGUCAAACUGUCACAGUGCAUCAGACUCCAUCUGAGAUUGCUGAUCAUCAGUCGAAGGCUGAACAUAAAAUGGAGUAAAACUGAACGCCCUGCUGAUGCCUCUGCAUUUACUUCCCAGUGUGGUCCCAGUGUUUUUAUUGUGGAGUUAGGCACACCAUCACCAUAUCACUUAUUUGGAGUUCUGCUUUCAGAUUUAUUUUUGUUUCAGACAAACUUAUAUGCGCAACAGUCUUCUCUGACUAUUGGUAAACCUUAUGUGACUGCAUCCAUGGAAGAAUUAAAAACUUUCUAAGGGAUAAAUAUCUUGAUGGGCAUAUAACCACUUCCUAGUUACAGAGACUAUUGGAGUUCAAGUGCUGAUCUACAUGAUAGUUACGUGAGUCAGCUGAUGUCAAGGAGGUGUUUCGAAUGGUUUCUCACCAACUUACAUUUGAAUGACAAUAGUAAAAUGCCACAACAAGGAGACACCAACUAUGAUAAAAUUUGUAAGUUGCGUCCUUUCCUAGAAAGACUUCCACAUAGCUUUCAGAAAGUGCUUAAUCCAAAUGAAUGUAUGGCAGUGAACAAAUCUAUGUUUAAAUUUAAAGGAAGAUCUUCUAUAAAACAAUACUUACCAAAGAAGAGGCUACAAGGUGUGGGUACUAGAAGACAGAUCUGGCUAUGCAUGGAAAGAAAGAUAAUGCUGUGGAAAAGAAAUUGGGAGAAAGAGCUGUGAAAGACCUCACUGAAACUAUUAACGGUAAGGAUCACAGAGUUUACUUUGAUAAUUAUUUCAGUAGCCCAGAUCGCCUUCGAGAUUAGAAAGAAAACAAAAUACAUGCUUGUGGUACAGUGAAUCCAAGUAGAAAAUCUUUACCUAUGCUGAAAAGUGACAAGGAAAUGAAAAGGGGUGACUAUGAUUGGGCUCCUAGCAAUACAGGCCUUAGUGUGAUGAACUAGAAAGAUAAGAGAUCCGUAUAUCUGCUUUCAAAUUUCCAUGAACCAACUCAAGCAACAGAGGUUACAAGAAAGGAAAAAGAUGGAAAUGAAAUAAAAGUUUCUUAACCCAUUGGUCUCUCCGAUUACAAUGCCAACAUGAAUUGUGUAAAUAAAUUUGACCAGCUGAAGGGCGUAUAUGAAACUGACAGAAAGAGCAGAAAGUGGUGGCACAGAAUAUUUUGGUACUUUAUUGAUGCCACCGUGGUGAAUGCUUCCAUCAUCCACAAAGAAAUGAAGUUGCCUAAGAUGACUCUGAAGGACUUCAGAAGAGAAAUCACAAGGGAUUUAGUGGCACCUGCCUUGGUAGCUUCAAGAGGUAAAAAGCGAAUUCUGAGCCGCCAUCUCCAGUUCAACAAGAAGAAACCCAAUGUUCCGAAAUCUGUGCGCCUUGAAAGUUCAUCUCAUCAGCCAGAAAGAUCUACAAGGAGGAGAUGUGCAGAAUGUAGUUCAAAGAAACAACAAAUUCGCACAGACUGGAUGUGUAGUGUGUGUAAGGUUCCUUUAUGCUUAGGGAAAAGGAAGACAUGCUUCCAAGACUAUCAUGCAUCUUGAUGCACGGUGGUACAAAAAAAUGAACCACCUCCCUUGUGACCAACAAUGAUUAUAAAAAUUGAAUUUUUGCGUACAAUGCUAAUAAUAAUGUUAUCUCUAUUAGAAAUAUGUUGCUUGUAUGAAUUUUUGACAACAAAAGUAAGUCGUGUACAUCUAAAGCUGUUUUUUGGUCAAAUUAGUUGUACGUGAAAGAAUUAAGACUCUUUUUCUCACUAUCUCCCUCUAUUUCAGCCUUCCUUAAAGUUUAAUCUGACAUAAUCCAUUGUGUCAUUUGUUCCACUGGUAUUCAUGGUGUCCAUAAAGUAUUUUUACAACUUAAGACCUCAGUUAACUUAAAAACUAUACUAGACACUAACAAAUGGUUUUCAACAUGUAGUAAGAUAAAGUUUCUUUACGUUCCAGGUGACACAACCUUGCUGCAAAAUUGAACCUGAAAACUUGACAAAAUGUGAAUGCCAUUGACAAUGCCUGGUAACCAAGUACAACAACACUUUCGAACACGGUAUGGAAAGCGAUCACAAGACAAGAAACUCCAAAAGUGACAAAAACUGGCGAUGACAAAAUCCCUGAAAUGACAUUUUUAACACCAGGAUCUGGGCCGGCUGACACUGCAAUGUGGAUGGUGGCGUGGGCCAAGAGGCCGCUGCCUGAAGUUGGUCCCAAAAGUACGCCUUUAGAACAGAUGCCGGCCGGCGACGACAAUGCAACUCUCCCGGUUACUCGGGAUCAAACUUUCACCACCUGGAAUUGUACUGGGAGAUCCAUCAUAGUUGCGGCCGUGAGACGGAACGAUCCAGAGGAGGAAUUGGGUGAGCAGGUGCCUGUACAAGACGCGGUCAAUGUGGAUCAGUACAUUAUUCGAGAUCCCGUUGCCGCGGCAACAUAUCAUGCAGUCUCUGCUAAACAAAGAGCCCAGAUGGAAAGGGGGCAGGUGGUCUUUGUCCGGGUGUUGAACAUCUUUAUCCUGGUCGGGCGACUCUGUGAAGAGGGGGAAAUGCUGGCUCAGCAGAUUAGGGCGCAGCUGCAGGGAGGUGCCCAGGGCCAAGGUGAGCAAGGGCAACAGCAGGGGCCACCGCCGUUAGGACAGAAUGAGCACCAGCCUCUUCUUGCAGAGCAAGCUGGAGAUGACCGAGAGCAACACGAUGGCGGCGAGAACAAUGGCAUGGAGGGUGCAGGUGGAGCCAUUGGUGAAGGAGCACAGGAUGGAGAAGACGAUGAAGUGCAGGUGGCACAUGCCGAGGCGGCGAUCUCAGUACGUAGUGACGAGAGCCAUCCCAGUUCGGUCGGUAACAGCGACAACAGGGCCUGUCGAGGUGGGGGAUCACCACGCAAUUCCUCACACUAAGUAUUCCUCCCUUAUCAACGCCCGGUUCGCAGAUCAAAGUGCGACAACCCUCCUCAUGUCAUCAAUUCGGGGGGUGUCGGUGCGAGACAAGGCUUCGGUGAUGUCUAUAGCUAAGGCUCCCACCUACAUCACCGAGACACCGCAAGAGGUGAUGGCGAUGUUAAGGAUAUUGUGUAUGGCCGCCUCUUGGGAUCAGUCGGUGCACCGCGUCGAUCCUACCAUGUUAAAGUUGAUUCGUGGCAUCCAAACCGUCACUCCAACCGGCCCCACAUACUAUGGCAGACCGGGUAUGGGUUAUCCGGACGGUGUGGUUUCCACUAUCCCACUCGAUCUUGCGGUGGCGUUGGGAUUGAACAAGUUGGCUGACAACCAGCUGGAUGACGUUUUUUCUUAUGGUACGAUGGACGUCACGUGGACGAUGGUCCCCAUAACACAGACAACCUUGAUGAACCCGUCGGCUUUCAUCUAUAUGAUGGGUUUCUUAGAUUCUGGUUAUUGGAACGGCCUCAUCAACAAUCAUUAUGAUGUGGAUUGGACAGAGGGAGAUACUGUCCGGAAAGGCAACAUAACAACUUUGCCUAAUAUAAAUUCCGUACGACUGCCUGGGCCGACAUCCAUUCUGUUAGUCCUCAUCGAUUGUAUCGCGAAAAGACUAUUCGGGAUUGCAUACGUUGUUUAUGGAAAUAGGCAACGUUCUAAAAUAGAGUGGAGGACUGCUGCAAGUCACCCACCAGCUUCAAACGCCAAUGUGUAAAAGUUACUUCUGGUGUUUGCAAGAAGUCCGAUAAAAUCGGUGCAUAUGGCGGCCAGAGAGUUGGCAAUGAAACUAUCAACAUUGCACAAUGUGUUGCGUAAGUGUUGAUUGUGUGUCUUGUGUUGGUUCUCUUCAGCUCAUUGCUCUUCACACAGGUAUACUUGUAAUGUACGAAACUUUUACUUUUGAUGUGUGAUAUUGGUUGCAGAUUAAUUUUUUGACGGCCAUGAAUAUGGCAUAUUACCAAAAGCAGUUGGUAUAAAAUACAAAUGAAGUCAGUAUUUGUGUGUCAUGCAUUGUAUAAAGUCUUGCAUAAGUGGUUACGACUAUAUCCCAACAGUUUGUAGUGGAUGCGUAUAUGCUAGGCAAGACUGUCGCAAGAAAUUACUUUUCAAAAUGUUUUUUUUCUCCGAUGAGGCAGUAUUUCAUAUUACCUGAAAUCAAUUAUCAUCAACGUUUAUACAUGGGGUUUACAGCAGCCUCAUGUUAGACGUGAACAACAAUGCCAGCGUCAUCCACAAUCAGCAUUAAUCGCCAAUGCAUUGACCAACCAAGUGCAACAGACACGGAACUCCAUCCAACAAACUGACAUCUCACAAUGGUACAACACAAUACAUGCACAUUUGAAUGCUCAUAUUAAACAUCCUUGCAGUUACACUGGUUAUUAAUGCACCAGCAUUCCACAUUUUCAAUGUCUUAUCUCAUGCUUACAUUAACAUGUGAUCCUGCAAUGUUAAUCAAUUACAGAUGUUACCUGGACAAAUGUAUACUCACAAUUUCAGUAUUCUACAUUAACUAAUUUUUAAAUUUUGGUGUUAAUUUUUCUCCAUCAGUGCAUAUUAAGAGGCUCUAUUUCUCACUAUCUCCCUUCAUUUCAUCCUUCCUUGAAGUUUAUUCUGAGAUAAUCCAGUGUGUCAUUUGUUCCACUGAUAUACAAGGUGUCCAUAAAGUAUUUUUACAAUUUAAGACCUUAGUUAACUUAAAAACUAUACUAGUCGCUAACAAAAAGUUUUCAACAUGUAGUAAGAUAAAGUUUUUUUACAGUCCAGGUGACAACCUUGCUGCUAAAUUGAACCUGAAAACUUGACAAAAUGUGAAUGCCAUAGGAGAAAACUCAGCGUGUAGCUCCUUCAUACAGACAAUGUCUGGUAACCAAGAGCAACGAAACUUUCGAACGUGGUAUGGAAGGCAAUCACCAUCCUGAGACACUUUGGGCUUAGCAUAUGCUGUUUAUGGAAACAAACAACAUUUUAAAAUAGAGGGGUGGUGUGGCGGUGGUCACACACCUGCUACAGACGCCAACGUGAGUAAGACAUGGCUGUUGGCGAACAGUUGACCGUAUCUUCACCACAACAAGGGACAUCAGUAGGACACCCACCUUGAACACCGAAAGCAACCCGCCUUAAAACCAGGCAUUUUCCAGACCUUCCGCCGCCCACAACGAAGAAAAGACCAACAAGGAGGUGUGUGAUGUGCACAAGAAAAGGCCUUCACAAAGAGACUUCAUACUGGCGUGCAGAAUGUGAAGUUUCCUUGUGUGCAGCACCUUGUUUUAAAAUGUUUCACACUGAAAAUGGAUUGUAAUAUCGUGAGAAUACAGUGUUCUUAACUUCUGCAACAUCUUUUAUUCAUUUACACCCAAUAUCAAUUUAAAUUCAACAACAAAAAGAUGAAGGAAAACUUUUAUGUGCAAGAACAGUACGUAGCACCACUGCACACAGGCGCACUGGUGCAUAUUACCCACUGUGGACAAGGUGUGUGCGCGCAAACUACCCACUUAACUGGUUAAAUAAUAAAUACAGUCUAAAACCAUUGUAUUAUGUUCCAUUCCUAACAGGCAAGCACAAACAUUAGUAGUAAUUAGCAAAAUAACAAAUUUAUCACAAAUACAGUAUAUUUCCCUUUUCCCCUAUACGAUAAAAUUCAUUUUAUUUUUCAGUAAUAUAUGGUGAACAAGACUAAUUUUUCUACUUAUUAGUAGUGUGUUGCUUUAUGCAGGAACUUACGGAAAUCAAAGGAAUAUACAGGUACUUGUCUAAUUAUCUGUUGUUGUAGCUUCAAUGUGCAGGGAGCGGCAAAAUGAUCUGAUGGUUUUCGCUAUUGCGCGGUAGAGUGAGUAGUCGGUGGGGGGUGGUGGGGACAAGCGUGUUUCAGACCCUACAUGUGUACAUUUUUAGCAGCCACGGUGGAGGGUUUGGUUGAGCUUCACACAUUUGUUGUAGAGGCGAUUUUUAAAAAUGGCGAUUCGUAUAUUGUUGUGCAGUGACAGUUCCAUAGGCAUUUUAAUUUUGGUCCACGAUUUAAAGUUCCAUAACACAACACAAUUACGCUGUGGGUGAGUAACUUCAAAGCUAUUGGUUCAGCACUGAAACGUAAGUUGACAGGCCGUCCAAGAUCAGCUGGACACCAGAGAAUAUUGGCAGAGUAAGAGAAGCUGUGGAAGCCAGUCCUCUGUGGCUGACCCAUAAACACGCUGCUGCUUUGCAUGUGUGACCACUCGGUAAGACGAAUUUUGCAGUUUGAUCUGUCCUUGCAUACAAAACAUUCUCCAGCUAUUGAAGCCCAAUGACUAUGCAAAGCGAAAAGCAUUUUCAGAGCAAAUGAUUAAUUUCAUGACAUGAAAAAAUUUUCAUGAGCAGCGACGAAGCACAUUUUCAUCUGGACAGUUGUGUAAAUAAACAGAACUUUCACUAUUGGUCAACUACAAAUCCUGAAGACCUGCAUGAACAUCCUCUGCAUAGUCCGAAGGUCACUGUGUGGUGUGGCGAAACAAAAACUUGGGUCACUAAGCCACACUUCUUUGAAGAGGGAGGUCAAACUGGAUAGAAGUGGCAAUAGCAAUGCUCCACCACGGAACUGAC
This is a messenger RNA of Schistocerca gregaria, 9279 nucleotides long. RefSeq lists its product as uncharacterized. Lineage: Eukaryota; Metazoa; Arthropoda; Insecta; Orthoptera; Acrididae. The record is from RefSeq and is a predicted model, not a curated record. The coding region runs from base 5408 to 6418 and encodes 336 amino acids. The transcript has 2 exons.